CGUAGCUAAAUGCGGAGAUCUCAUUCCGCUUCGGGGCUCUUGAGGCGAGCCUCAAGAACGGGCGUAACACCUCGCCCUCGGCCACCGGAGUUAAAGGUCAUCAACGGCCAUCAAGGUAUUUCGUUUCUCCAUCGUCGCUUCAUUCAAUUCCUUCCAUAUCUUACCUCGGUCAAAAAGAGCAUUACCCACAAUGUCUAAUAGUACAAUUAUCUCUUCUGAGAAGAGCCGCGGCCAAUACCUUCACGAGGCCAAGGCUCUGAAGCUCGAAUCAAGAGAGCUCGCGUCUCUUGCCAGCGAUGAGGUUCGCAUCGCCAUACGCUCCACCACCAUUUGCGGUUCCGACGUACACUAUUAUACCCAUUUUUGCAAUGGGAGUAUUCAAGUCCGCGAGGCCCUCUGUCUCGGUCACGAGGCUGCGGGUCAAGUCGUCGCGGUGGGAACCCUCGCAUCCCAAGCAAGACCAGGCUUGAAGGUUGGCGAUACUGUAGCGCUUGAGUGCGGCGUGCCCUGCGAGCAGUGUGCGCAUUGUCGCAGUGGGAGAUACAACAUAUGCCCAGAACUUCGUUUUCGCAGCUCAGGAUCCAAGUUCCCUCACUACCAAGGAACACUCCAGGAGUUUGUGGACCACCCUGCGUGUUGGGUGCAUCACCUCCCGCCGGAGCUGGACUUUGACGCGGGCGCACUCCUCGAGCCUCUAGCCGUCGCAGUACAUGCUGUCCAUAGGGCAGGGCCGGACAUGAUCUCCCAUAGGCGUGCGUGCCUGGUCUUCGGCGCCGGCGCUGUAGGACUGCUGUGUGCUAUGGCGGCGCGCGCGGCAGGCUGUCAAGAUAUUGUCAUGGUCGACAUUGAUGAAGGCCGCCUAGGUUUUGCCCUAGAGCAUGGGUUUGCUUCUGUUGUGUAUGCGGUAAAGCCCAAGAGAGGGGAGACUUUGGAAGACAAGCUGGGUAUUAGUAAGGCGACUGCAACAGAGAUUGGGGAGCUGAAGUGGCCGGAUGGCGAGCCCAUAGGUAAGAUGCAGCGAACUUUCGAGUGCACAGGCGCCGACUCGUGUCUACAGUCUAGCAUCUAUGCCACUGCAUCAGGCGGAAGCGUCAUCCUCGUUGGCAUGGGAAUCCCCAACCAUACACUGCCAAUCUCAGAGCUCUCAGUCCGGGAGAUCAAUCUUGUCUCUACGUGGCGAUAUGCAGAUGCUUACCCAAGAGCAAUUGAAAUUGCGAAGGCAUCAAUUACCAGGUCACCAAUAGACGGCAAGACUUUACCCGAUAUGUCUCAUAUGAUAACUCACCGGUUUAAGGGGCUUUAUCUCGUUCAGGAUGCUCUGGAAAUGGCCCGAAAGACACGAGAUGCCGAUGGGAAGUUAGUGGUGAAAACAGUGGUAGCUUUAUAA
Molecule: messenger RNA, 1387 nt
Organism: Pseudogymnoascus verrucosus
Lineage: Eukaryota; Fungi; Ascomycota; Leotiomycetes; Thelebolales; Thelebolaceae
Exons: 2
Coding region: 191-1387 (398 amino acids)
Biological process (GO): D-sorbitol catabolic process
Molecular function (GO): L-iditol 2-dehydrogenase (NAD+) activity; zinc ion binding
Source: RefSeq, a predicted model, not a curated record